Messenger RNA from Nymphalis io (European peacock), 1033 nucleotides. RefSeq names its product brachyurin-like. The record is from RefSeq and is a predicted model, not a curated record. The coding region runs from base 64 to 912 and encodes 282 amino acids. Lineage: Eukaryota; Metazoa; Arthropoda; Insecta; Lepidoptera; Nymphalidae. Gene Ontology annotation, biological process: proteolysis. Gene Ontology annotation, molecular function: serine-type endopeptidase activity. The transcript is spliced from 5 exons.
AGGCGUUUCACAUUCGAUAUCGUCACAAUUAUAAACGUUAUUAAAUUUAUAAACAGUGUAGCCAUGCGUCUAAUUUGCAUAUUACUUUGUUCUUUAAAUUAUUUUGCGAGUUCAGAAAUUAUACGAGAUGGCUACCAUAAGGCUAUUGGGAUACCGACAGCCUAUAAGCUAAUGGGUAUGGAAGGGGUCAACCGAAUCGUGGGUGGAGGGCCGGCGGCCACUAUCACCGCAUUUCCUCACCAGGCAGGCAUAAUUGUGACGCUGACAACUAAAGGGACAUCUGUUUGUGGAGGUGCUGUGAUAUCCAAUACCAGAGUCCUCUCCGCUGCGCAUUGCUGGUGGGACGGUCAGAGCCAGGCCACGCAAUUCACCAUUGUCCUGGGAUCGUUGCUUCUAUUCUCUGGAGGUACCAGAAUAACCACAAAGGAUGUUGUUACUCAUCCAAAUUGGAAUGCAAAAGACAUGAGGCAUGAUAUCGCUAUUGUGAAGAUAGCUAGAAUUAACUUUAAUAACAACAUUCAAGCUAUUCCCUUACCUGACAUGGGUGAUGUAGGACAACACUUUGGUGGACUAUCAGCGACCGCUAGCGGUUAUGGAAAGACAAGUGACGCCCAAAACAGCUUCCCACCCAGCACCAGUCUCCAUCAUGUGAACAUGGAAAUUCUCACUAAUGCUGUUUGCCAGAGAAGUUUUGACAUACCAAUUCACGGAAGCCAAAUGUGUACCCGUGGGGUUCGAGGAAUUGGGACAUGUGAUGGUGAUUCAGGAGGACCUCUGUCAGUUGUUUGGAAAAAUCGACGAACUUUGGUGGGGAUUGUGUCUUUUGGAGUCGGUGAUGGCUGUCAGGCUGGCUACCCCUCUGUUUACACCCGAGUAACAGCAUUUUUGUCAUGGAUUCAAGGCAAUAUGUAAACAAAAUAUACUCUCAGCUAUACUUAAACGAACGUCUAUACGAUUAAUAAUGACUUAAUAAACAUCAUAUCCCUAUACGUUUUAUGAACAAACAUUAUAUAAUAAAACAACUUAAUAUUUA